AACAUUAGAGCCAUCAUCGGACACCCAUGGAGGCCUCAAGUCUCCAAUUUCCAUUGGCAGUCCUCGCCGGCCUUCUGACAGCAACCUGGACUCCUUCAGCCGGCACUUUGAGAACAUCAUGGAGUCACACCGAGCCAAAGGUACCUCAUACAGCAGCCUGGACAGUGUGGACCUGCUGACCUCUGGAUCUACGUCUGUGUUCACGUUUGACCUGCCAACUCUGACCCCAGAGAUCCAGAGUCAGAUCUGUGAGAGCGCCAAGCAGAUCAUCGAGCUCAGUUUCGCCACGCUGGCCCAUUCAGAACCGUUGGCCCACUCAGCAACGUCUCGUUCUGAAAUCACCCUCAACACUCCUGGGUCCGGAGGCUUCAAGGACGACCCUAGCCCUUCGGUCCGGUCCAGGUUGGAGAAGGAGUCCUGGCAUCACUCUAUUCUGAAGGAGGGUUUCCGGAAGGCAACCUCAGUCCCGUCUCUCAGCAGCAACACCAG
Molecule: messenger RNA, 489 nt
Organism: Austrofundulus limnaeus
Lineage: Eukaryota; Metazoa; Chordata; Actinopteri; Cyprinodontiformes; Rivulidae
Product: PH and SEC7 domain-containing protein 1
Source: RefSeq, a predicted model, not a curated record